CUGAAGAGACUCCGGAACAGCAAAAAUACAGAGCGAGUAUUUUGUGUUUGGAUCCAGUAAAACUUAGCCAUAGCCUACAAACAAUAUGCAGUUCAAACAGAGAUCUUUAAGGGAAGGAAGAGAUUUUGCGCUACACCGAAGAUAACUUGAGAUCCACGAAACAACCCAAUAUAACCUUUUUGUCUAUCUAAAUUAGUAAUCAGUCACAUUUUUUUAUUCUUGAAAAAAUCCAAAAGCUAGGAGAAAGUAAGAUUUAUGGUUCGGAAUGUACAAGGUCACGGAUUGAUAUUUAUGGUUAUGGGAAAAAACGUAAAUAACAAGAUAUAAAAAGACCCAUCUUUUCAACAAUUACCCCUCUUUUAUUUUACCUCACAUUUUAUCAUAAUCAUACAUAUCCUCUGAUGCAGCAUUAAACUCUCACUUCGCAAUUCACCAAUAUCUUCACCUUUCUCUCUCUCUCUCGAUCACUCAACUUCCUUUCUCCAAGAAUCUCUCUUCCUCUAUUGGACAACGAAACGCAAGAAUUUCAGAGAUCUCUCUCCAUCUCUUUACCGGGAACAAUGCCGACUAACCGGAACCGUCCGAUCAAUACCAUCAGUUACCUCGUCGUGUUCUUCCUUCUUUCAACCGCAACAGCAGCAAGAAACGAGUCUAACCGAACCCACGGAGCAAACCGGAGGUUUCAACACGCGUACUACUCUUAUCCUCACCGCUCAUGCCAAUCUUUCUCUCGUCCCUACGCACGUUCUAUGUGCAUUGAGCUCGAAAGAAUCCACAGAAGCAGCCGACAGCCACUUUUCUCUCCUCCUCCUCCUCCUCCUCCUCCUCCUUCUCCGCCGGAGAUUGACGAAAGGUACGGCGUCGACAAAAGACUCGUCCCCUCCGGUCCAAACCCGCUUCACAACUGAAACACAUUUUGUAAUGCGUAGAGAAUAAACGAGAUUUCUUGAGGUGCAAGAAAAGAGCUAGUAGCUAGGGUUUCAUCGAGAUUUAUUCUCAGUUUUCUUGUAAAUCUUGUUUCUUUUAACUACGUUCUUGAUGUUUGUUUUGUAUUGCGCACUACUACUACGUUAUGAGCAAAACUAUGCUUUGUUAUUUCCAUGCUUGUUUUUAGGUCUUUAUCAGGAGUAUAUGGCAGAAACAAGCUUGGAAAUGGUUUAUUUGGAUCAGAGAUUUUGCUCUUUUUACUUCCUAGUUAUUACUACAUCCAUACAUUGGUGUGAUUGAGACAGGAGGAGGUUGAUGAUCAAGAGAAACACAUGAGUUCCAUUAAUUUGAGAGGCUGUAUACCUCUCUCUUUCUCUCAAAGGUCUUUGUAUGGACUUUAUGAUAUUUAUGAGCCUUCUCAAUUGGUGUUGGGCUUUAUUAGAUGUAGCAAGAUAAAUGCAACGCAAAAGCAUAGACAGUAGCUCCAAGUGUAUCAUCUACUUUAUGUGUUAUCCAAUUUAAAUAUGUAGAUAAGAUGUUUUUAUUGUUUUUUGAGUUUUUUUUAAUUGUUUUGUUUCUA
Messenger RNA from Brassica napus (rape), 1507 nucleotides. Its product is annotated as CLAVATA3/ESR (CLE)-related protein 10-like. The coding region runs from base 561 to 908 and encodes 115 amino acids. The record is from RefSeq and is a predicted model, not a curated record. Lineage: Eukaryota; Viridiplantae; Streptophyta; Magnoliopsida; Brassicales; Brassicaceae. The transcript has a single exon.